Molecule: messenger RNA, 3218 nt
Organism: Insectozyma verbasci
Lineage: Eukaryota; Fungi; Ascomycota; Pichiomycetes; Serinales; Debaryomycetaceae
Source: the annotation of a GenBank genome assembly
AUGACUAAAACAACUCGAGUCAGAACAGGAUGUUGGACUUGUAAAAAAAGGUAUGUUUUAUUUCAAACUUGUAAAUGAGAUAAUUUUGAAAUACUAAUAUUCUCAAUAGACAUAGAAAAUGCGAUGAAACAAAACCUGCUUGUAAAAAUUGUUUAAAAUCAAAACGAGAAUGUGAAGGUUAUGGUACUAGGUAUUCUUUUGAUAUAGUAGAGCAUAAUUCACAAGGUAUUGUCAAAAAAUCAUAUUCAAAAACACAACCCCUGGCCAACAAACUAAAAUCAAAAUCAAAUUCAAAGAUAAUUAAUAAGUCAAACUCACAACCAAUUUCAUUAGAUGACCAAGUAGAAUUAGAUAAUAUCAAACAAACUCAAAACAAUGAUUUAUUUUCUUUCAAUUCUAUAAAUGACAAUAAUUUUGGGAAAGAUAAUGACACUAAUUUACCUUAUACAUCUAAUUUGGCUCAAUAUAGUAGUGCAAUAUUUGAAGACCUUGAAGGGUUUUUGUCAGCAACUCCAACUUUGAACAAUAUUGUUGAUAGUAAUACAACUGAUGUACGACCAUUUCCAAAUCAUAGCUCAUCACAAAAUUCCAAUUUCAGUGAAACUCCAUCACCAUCAUUGAAUACAAAUUACAAAUUGGAUAAUCAAAUUAUGAGUUUUAUUAAUAAAUCAAAUUCUUUUAUCGAACAAUCAAAUAAAAUUGGUAAUGAUUCUCAAGAUAAUGAAAACUUUUUACUUACAAUUAGUCAUCAAGAAGAAAAUGAGAUGUUGAAGCAUUUUUUCAAAAAACUAUUGCCGUUACUUGAUGGUCAUCCUAAAUCACCUUGGCCAGAUUUGGCUUUGAAAUAUUGUGAUUUUGAUGUAGCAAGAAGCUGUUUUUUGUCUUUGUCUUGUAUUCAUAUGUAUGAGAGUCGAAAUGCAGGUACUGAAUAUUAUCAGAAAGGUAUUGCUCAUAUUAACAAUGCUAUGGAUCAUUUGAUACAUAAUAUUAUGGAAAAUAAUUCUAAUUUAGAAGGUGAUUUGGAAAAUGCUGACACAUUGGCAAAAAGAAAUAUAAAUUAUUUUGUAAUCUUGGUUUUGAUUAACGUCCAUAUAUUAUUUACUGUUUUGCAGAAUGGUAAAAGUUCAAUGUCUAGGUUUUUAUAUGAAACUUUUGCUUCAAUUUGUAAAGAUCAAAAUUUUUACAAUAAUGCUUUGUUGAAUAAUGAAAAGAAAAGAAGUUUAGCUGUUGUUCUAUGUUGGUAUGAUACGGUUUCUGCAAUUGUUUCUUGUGAUUGCAGAUUGCCUUAUUGCUCUCCAGAGUGGUAUGGUAGCCAUGAAGAUUCAAUAUCAACUUUAGAAAUGAUGGGAUGUCCUGGUGAAAUAUUUAUAGCUAUGUCAAAAGUGUGUCAGCUUCGAAAUGAAAGAUUUUUAAAUGGUGAUAUUACUGAUAAGGAAAUAAAGUAUCUCAAUAUAAAACAAAUUUUGGUCAAUUAUAGAGAUUAUGUACCAUUGGAUAUAAAUGUCAAUGAAGACUAUAAUGAACAAAGCAAAAACGAGUUUAAUCCAAUAUCAAAAGAUUCUUAUUUUAAUAGAUUAAAAUGUGCAUUAUGUUGGUCAAUUGCAGUCUUCAUUAUAUUAAAUAAAGUCAUUCAACCAUCUGAUUUUAUCAUGGAAAAUAAAAAACUUAUAAAUGAAUUUAUUGAGACUUAUAGAACUAUGGAUGUGAAAUCACCAUUAAUUAUUCAAAUGGUCUGGCCAAUUUAUGCUGUUGGAUGUGAGUGUAACUCAGAAUGGGAGAAAAGUUGGUUAUUAAAAUUUAUGGAUGCAUUAUAUGAAGUAGCUCAAAUGGGAACAUUAAAUAGUAUUAAAGAUAUUGUAACUCAAAUUUGGAAACGUAGAAUUAAUGGUGAAGAGAUUACCCCAGAAGAAUUUCUUAAAAAUCAUUGGCUUGGAGAAAGUAUGGAUUAUUUACCAUUAUGAUUAUAUAUUAAAUAGGUGUAGAUAUAAUAAGACUUUUACUUGAACUAUCAAUGUAAAAGUGAAUAGAAUUGAUUUGAUGAAUACACUACUUGAAACUUAACGUGUACGUGGUUGAUGGGCGCAUCAUCAUCAACAAAAUUUUUUUAUUUCACAUUUUUUUCUUCCCUUCUUUUUCUUCAUUUUGGUUUCCAAUUGAAUUCAAUUCUUUAAAGUUUUUGUAUUUACAAUUGAUAUAAUGUCAUACUCAGAUUUCUCAAAAAUUGAUACUAUUAAAUCAUUGAAUGAUUUCUUAGCUGAUAAAUCAUAUAUUGAUGGGUAUGUUUUUAACUAAAUCUUUCAUUAAAAAAAUUUUUCAAGUAUAGUCUAGUUAAUUUGCUUAUCUCAAUUUCCAUCAAUUCAACAACAACUAUUGUACUUGCUUUUGUAUAUAAUAGAAAUUGAAUGCAAGUGUCAAUCUGAUGGAAAAUUAAUCAACAAAUUUUAGUUAAAAUAAUUUAAUCAAUGAUGAUCACAAUCUUUGGUCCGUGUUUAUGAGGUGGAUUCAAGACCCACCGCAUGAGUGACAAAGAAGAUUUAAAUAAAAUAUCUGAUCAAUUACAUUAGUUUAACAUUGCAAAUUUGAGAGGCUAAUUUGAUUAAUUGCUGUUUUUUUUAAGAAGAACUAAAUUUUACUAACAUUUAAAAUCAAGUACUAAUGCUACUCAAGCUGAUGUAACAGUUUAUAAAGCUUUCCAAAAAGAAUUUCCACAAUUUUCAAGAUGGUUCAACCACAUUGCUUCUUUCACUGAAGAAUUUUCAGAAUUACCUGCAGGUAAUGCCCCAGUCGCUUCAAAGAAAGAAACUGCUGCUGCUGCUGCUGAAGAAGAUGACGAUGACGUUGAUUUAUUCGGUUCUGACGAUGAUGAAGUUGAUGAAGAAGCUGAAAAAUUAAAACAACAAAGAUUGGCUGAAUAUGCUGCUAAAAAAGCUUCAAAAGGUCCAAAACCAGCAGCUAAAUCAAUUGUUACUUUAGAUGUUAAACCAUGGGAUGAUGAAACUGAUUUAGAAGAAUUAUUAGCUAAUGUUAAAAAUAUUGAAAUGGAUGGUUUAACUUGGGGUGCUCAUCAAUGGAUUCCAGUUGGAUUUGGUAUCAAAAAAUUACAAAUUAAUUUAGUUGUUGAAGAUGCUAAAGUUUCAUUAGAUGAUUUACAAGCUGCUAUUGAAGAAGAUGAAGAUCAUGUUCAAUCAACUGAUAUUGCUGCUAUGCAAAAAUUAUGA